Macrobrachium nipponense is the source of this 585-nucleotide messenger RNA. Its product is annotated as polyglutamine-repeat protein pqn-41-like. The coding region runs from base 1 to 585 and encodes 194 amino acids. NCBI's taxonomy places the organism in Eukaryota, Metazoa, Arthropoda, Malacostraca, Decapoda, Palaemonidae. The transcript has 2 exons. The record is from RefSeq and is a predicted model, not a curated record.
AUGAUGAACAGCAGCAGCAGCAGCAGCAGCAGCGCAGCAGCGCAGCAGAGCGCAGCAGCGCAGCGCGAGCAGCAGCAGCAGCAGCAGCAGCACGCAGCAGCAGCAGCAGCAGCAGCACAGCAGCAGCAGCGCAGCGCAGCCGCAGCGAGCAGCAGCAGCAGCGAGGAGCAGCACGCAGCAGCAGCAGCAGCAGCAGCAGCGCAGCGCAGCGCGCGCAGCAGCGCAGCGGCAGGCCAGCAGCAGCAGCAGCAGCAUCAGCGCGAGCACGUAGACAGCAGCAGCAGCAGCACAGCAGCAGCAGCGCAGCAGCAGAGCAAACAGCAAGCAGCGCAGCAGCAGCAGCAGCGCGCAGCAGCAGCAGCAGCAGAGCAGAGCAGCAGCAGCAGCACAGCAGCAGCUUUUCAGCAGCAGCAGCAGCGCGCACAGCAGCAGCAGCAGCAGCAGCAAGCACAGAGCAGCAGCGCAGCAGCAGCAGCAGCAGCAGCAGCAGCGCGCAGCAGUCAGCAGACAGCAGCAGCAGCAGCAGCAGCAGCAGCAGCAGCACAGCAGCAGCAUGCAGAGCAGCAGCAGCAGCAGCAAUCAUAA